CAACAUCUCCUUGCGUCAAGGGCACAAUUUGGAUCAACCUUUUUUUUGUUCGCGGCAUAAUAUCACACAACAUCUGACACGACGAGACUUUAGCACAACUGUCUAAACCUUUGAGGGAGCGAACAGUCUCUUGCUGCCCUCCAUGUCUACAGCUGGUCAACAGUCAACCCACACCUUCCCCGGCGGGAAGUGAGGCAUAUCCGCGGAUGAAAAUAGCAGCACCGAAUAGAUGCCGCCGACUACCACCCACACCUUUUACCAACCCUUGCCACGCCUGCAUGUCAGCCACAAGUGUCGUGCACUAGUGAGAAGAGAGCGGCUCUUGGGUCUUGGUUUUCCUCCCGUUCUCUGUCUACUUAUCACGAGAGCUGUAUUGUUCAAUUCCAGGGAUUCUGGUUGCUCGUCUGUAGACAGCAGAAUUUGCUACCGUUAUAUUUUGGCUGCUUGGUAGUACCAGGUCCUACAAUUACUGCUGUAAGGUUGGUGCUGCAUGGUAUCUUUCUCUGGUAUGGUGUGUGGGUGAUUAUUACCUCUCACCCUCCUUGCAGAUCGAUCCAUGGAAACCUCUAUGCAACUAGCUGUUGUUUGCAGCCUUUCCCGUUCCUUUCAUUUUCAUGGGUGUAUGUACCAUUGUAUUGCCUGUUUCCACUCGUUUUCCCUCUUCAUCUGGCGGUUCGCAGUUCUGUGCUACGUACCGAUCUUGUUGCGAUCUCAUUGCCAUAUUUGACGGCGGAAUUUCAGUCCACCCCCGCGCUGUCAUGAUGCUCCCAUGGUUUUAACCUAGAUUCUCGCGCACAAUCUGAUCCGUUUCUCUCGAUUGGGCGCCUCGGCACUGCACUGUCACAAUCUUGCCAUGCGCCUCAUCGCCCAGGCGGUCGUACUGGCGCUGCUGGUGGUGCCGCUUCUCUGCAGCGUUAUCCAGGCGCAGGAUGGCUUCCAGGGCGUGGAUAUCAAUGAUGGCUUUGCGCCACAAUGGUAUCCUGCGGACGCGAUCUUUAAGCGGCAGAAUAAUACACCCAAUUGCGGUCGAACGUCACAUUCGUGCCUGGAUGUGAACGGUACAGUUUGUUGCGCAAACCACCAAUACUGUAUAGUAAACCGACUAGGAAACACAAGAUGUUGCCCCUUGGGAAACUCGUGUCAGCAGGAAACGAGUUGCACAUUCGACACCUAUGAGUGCAAUGCCACGACAACAAGAACGACAGGCACUGUCACUUCAACGUCUACAUACUCCGCGUGCUGCCCAAGGGGCUGUUCGACCAGCUCUUUCCGAUGCCCGCAGGACAUGGGCAACGGUUGCUGUGCGUAUGGCGAAGUUUGCGCAACAUCGGCCUGUCUAAAGUCCCCGACCUCCGUCCUCAGCGGCUUCAUCCCGCAGGCCACAACCGAAUGCUCCAGCAACCAAGUCACGUGCCCGAGUUCCUUGGGAGGCGGCUGCUGUGAGCGCGGUCGGACCUGUACCGUCGUCGAGAGCAAUGCCAUGUGCGGCGUCGCCCCGCCGAAUAUCACCCCGACAAGCGCGCCGAGCCCUUCCCCCGAGCCUGUCCAAGGUGGUGGCAUGAGCACGGGGGAAAAGGCAGGGAUAGCGGUUGGAGUCGUGAUUGGAGCCGCCAUCAUCAUCGGCGUCAUAACCUGGAUGUGCAUCCGCAAGCGUAGGCGCGGAACCACAGUCACCCAAACUAUGAGCCAGACCGCCACCAGUCGGCGCUCGGGCCGUAACUCUAUCCCGCUCAUCAUUGGCGGCGGCGGCCAUGGGCAGCACAGCAUGGCUGGCGCCGGGAGCGACCGCGGUGCCAUGUCCGUCCCGGCGUCUGAGGGUGGUGGUCGGGGCAUCGGGUCGACAGCUGACUACUUUGGCCCGGAUGCCGUUGUGGGACCCUACACGGAUACAGACGUCGGGAGCCUGCAGACACGGCGAACUACUCCGGGCCACGACAGAGGGGUUCCGCUCGACCCUAUGAGUCCCAGUCACAUCGUCGCGCCGGUAGAGCUCGAUCCAGACAGCAGCCGAAGCAAAAGCGUGAGUGCUGGCAACCUGUCUCCUGGAUCGCGACAGUCCUACCUGGACGCGCGGAGCCAGCUGCACCUCACGACGCCGCCGAUAGCCGAGUCUACCGAGGGCAGGUAUGAGUUGUACGGCUCUACGCAUGGGCCUGCGCAGCUUGGACCUGAUGGACCUCCGCAAGAGACGCCAUAUGAAUCCUACCUGACGCCACUGGAAACCCCGGGCAACUACGCGGGGCAGGGCCCGCUUGGACAUCAACAAAGAGGCCAGAGACAAGAAAAGGGCAAAGACCAAUUUCAAGGAGAUGUGAUGUGAUAUUGGGGGUAUCUAUCAUCCCCUGGCUAGUGGUAAACGUAGUCUUUCUAUCUAAUUAACGCGGAUUUAAUUUCAGUGCCCCGCCUAUCCAGCUCUAUAAAAACAACCCAAUGUUGGACA
Molecule: messenger RNA, 2440 nt
Organism: Pyricularia oryzae 70-15
Lineage: Eukaryota; Fungi; Ascomycota; Sordariomycetes; Magnaporthales; Pyriculariaceae
Exons: 2
Coding region: 854-2320 (488 amino acids)
Source: RefSeq, a predicted model, not a curated record